AUGCCGGUCACCACCAGGUCGCAGAUUUCCGGCGGCGGCCAUGAAUCCAUUCUCCGGCCGCCGCCGGCUCUCCGACGACCCCCCCAUCCGCCGGAGCAGGAAGCCGCCGCCGCUGCCGCCGCCGCCGCCGACCCUCCGCCACUGCCGCCGUCUCUGAUGCGGAACCCCCACUACGCCCUCAAGGAGAAAAUGAAGGCGCUGACUCAGUUCUACGAGCAGCACCAGCACCAGCUCGCCAGCGUGAGGAGCCUCUCUUCCCGGCCGGAGAAGCCCGCCGCCGCCGGCCACCUCAUCAGCGAGAAGAAGAGAGGAGGAGAGGGGGAAGAUGAUGGGGAGGUCAAGAAGGUCGCUGCCGAUCUGGUGAUGAGAGAGAAUCCUCUGAACGUGUUGCCGGCGAGCUCGCCGGCCGCCAGGAAGAAGCCCGCCGCCUUUCACUGCACCGUCGAAUCCAAGGAGAACCUGCAAGAUCGUCCCACCGCCUUCUCUUGCCCGAAGAAGGAGCCCCCUUCUGCGGCGCGGAAGCUCUCUCUCGGCGGCGGCGCGGCGGCGGCGCAGUCGGAGCCUAGGGUUCUGAGGUCGAGGAGGAUCAGCGGAGAACUGGGGACCAUCUCCGAGGGCGGCGGCGGCGGCAGCCGGAUCAUGGUGUACGUGAGGCUGAGGCCGAUGGCGAAGAAGGAGAAAGAAGCUGGAUCACGGAGCUGCGUGAGGAUCGUCAACCGGCGGGAAGUCUACCUGACGGAGUUGACCUCCGACACCGAUUAUCUCCGGCUGAAGCGCCUCCGCGGCCGCCAUUUCAGAUUCGACGCCUCCUUCCCCGAGUCAACCAGCCAGCAAGAUGUUUACGCCACCACGUAAGCCCGAAUUAGGAUUCUUCCCCUGGUUCUUGAAACCCUAAAUCCCCACCCCGAUCGAACCAGUGGAAAAUCCUCACCUCCUUCGUGGGAUUUGGAUUUCCAAUGCAGAGCAGCGGAUCUGGUGGAGGGCGUUUUGCAAGGGAGGAACGGAUCGGUGUUCUGCUACGGCGCCACCGGAGCGGGGAAGACCUACACGAUGCUGGGGACGGUGGAGAAACCUGGGGUGAUGGUGCUCGCCAUUAAAGACCUCUUCUCCAAGAUCCGGCAGAGGAGCUACGACGGGAACCAUCUCGUCCACCUCUCCUAUCUCGAGGUCUACAACGAGACCGUAAGGGAUCUCCUCUCCCCUGGAAGGCCCCUCGUUCUCAGAGAAGACAAGCAGGUUCGCCCCCAAUCCUCCUCCAUCGUCUUCUACCUCGUCUGCCCUAAUUGAACUCCUGUUCCUCCUCUUAUUCUGUUCGGAUUUGCAGGGAAUAAUGGCGGCAGGUCUCACGCAGUACAGAGCGUACUCCACCGAUGAAGUAAGAUCUUCCUCCUCCUCCUCCUCCUCCUCCUCCUAUCAUCGUCGUCGUCGCCAUCAUCUUCUCCAUGGAUGGAUGGAGUGGCCUGAUCUGAACUGGUUUGGUGAAGGUGAUGGCGCUGCUGCAGCAAGGGAACCAGAACAGGACGACGGAACCGACGAGGGUGAACGAGACCUCCUCCCGAUCGCACGCGAUUCUCCAGGUGGUGGCGGAGUACAGAGAGAAGAUCGCCGGCGGCGGCGGGAUCGCCACCAGGGUGGGGAAGCUCUCGCUGAUCGAUCUGGCCGGAUCUGAGCGGGCGCUGGCGACGGAUCAGAGGUCGCAGAGAUCUCUCGAAGGAGCCAACAUCAACCGCUCCCUCCUUGCUCUGAGCAGCUGCAUCAACGCUCUGGUGGAGGGGAAGAAGCACAUCCCUUACAGGAACUCCAAGCUCACCCAGCUCCUCAAGGACUCCCUCGGAGGCCCCUGCAACACCGUCAUGAUCGCCAACAUCAGCCCCAGCAACCUCUCCUUCGGGGAGACCCAGAACACCCUCCACUGGGCCGAUCGCGCCAAGGAGAUCAGAACCAAGGUCCGGAAAUUCAUCCAUGGCCUCCUCUGGUUCUUCUUCUUCUUCUUCUUCUUCUCGAGAACUUCUGUGACUGUCCCUACUGGUUUCCAGGCGUGUGCGGAGAAUGGGGAAGAAGCUCUACCGGUGCCGGAGACGGAGACGGACCAGGCGAAGCUGCUGCUGGAGCUGCAGAGGGAGAACAGCGACUUGCGGCAGCAGCUGGCGAGAGAGAAGCAGAAGCUCGUGAAUCUGCAAGCUCAGUCCAUGGCUGCGUCGGCGGCGCCGCCCUCUCCGGGGGGCUCCUCUCUGCUGUCUCCGCCACCGUCCACCCCGCGGAGACCCAAGCGCUCGCUCCUCUCCGGCACUUGCUUCCGCACACCGGAGUCGAAGAAGAAAAGAGGAGCAGAGGAAGCGGCCGCCAUCGCCGUCAAGGAGCUGCAGCAGAGGGUGAAGACCUUGGAAACGGAGCUCGAGAGGAUGAAGAAGCAGCACACGCUUCAGAUCAAGCAGAAGGACGAGUUCAUCCGCGACCUGGUCACCCGCAAGAACAUCACCAGGCCACUGGAGAUCGGAGAAGGAGGCCGAGAGAGGAGUAUCGUCACCAGGGCGAGCUUGCGCAAGGCGGAGAGAUCGACGGCGGCGGCGGCGGCGGGGGAACUGAAGAGCCCCAGCCACCGGUUCCUCUCGCCGGCGCCGACGGCCAAGAAGCGCAGCUUCUGGGACAUCACAGCCGCCAACAGCCCCUCGGUUCUCUCCAUCAACGGCCGGAAAUUGAAGAGCUACAUCGCCGCCGGCGAGGCGACUCCCCUCGUCGCUGCACCUCCGUCCUUGCUCCUCCAGGUGAGAAAUUUCUUCCAUGGCUUGCUGCCACAGAGCUCAUCAUCAUCCUGCUACUUUUUUCCUCUUCUGGGUUUCCUUCUGUUCGUGAGUUCUUGCUCCUAUAAUCACUAAUGCAGCUCGCAUGUCGCUGUUUCUGGUUUGUGAUCAUCCUGGGGCCUCAUCUUCUCCACCAUGGCUGCUCCUCCAGCCCGGCUUCUCUCGUCAAAGGCUCGCCUCUGUAAAGAAAUAA
This is a messenger RNA of Spirodela intermedia, 2994 nucleotides long. The record is from the annotation of a GenBank genome assembly. Lineage: Eukaryota; Viridiplantae; Streptophyta; Magnoliopsida; Alismatales; Araceae.